Condylostylus longicornis is the source of this 2009-nucleotide messenger RNA. It is a transcript of the gene Acsf2, whose product is annotated as medium-chain acyl-CoA ligase ACSF2, mitochondrial. Gene Ontology annotation, molecular function: medium-chain fatty acid-CoA ligase activity. Lineage: Eukaryota; Metazoa; Arthropoda; Insecta; Diptera; Dolichopodidae. Gene Ontology annotation, biological process: fatty acid metabolic process. The transcript is spliced from 3 exons. The record is from RefSeq and is a predicted model, not a curated record. The coding region runs from base 105 to 1868 and encodes 587 amino acids.
UACGAAUUGUUAAAAGUGAAAUAAUAAUUCUCGCAAUUUCAAUAUACUUUUAUUUUUGUUACUCCAAAGGAUACACAUACAUACAUAAAUAUAAAAUUAACAAUAUGUGGAUAACAAAAUGCAAAAUAAUCAAAAAUUUAUUUAAUAUCAAUAAAGUCUCACGAGCAUACUGCAGUAGUACUAGUAGUAGAAAACCCGCAUAUUAUCAAGGUAUAAGUUCAGAUCCCUUAACAUAUCGUACACUUGGACAAGAAUUUGAACGUUCAGUUGAAAAAAAUUAUGAUAAAGAAGCUUUUGUUGCAUGUUCAGAAAAUAAAAGAAUAACAUAUGGAGAAACAUUAUAUCAAGCUGAUCUUUUAGCAUCAAAAUUAUUAAAUUUAGAUUUAAAACCCGGUGAUCAUAUUGGUUUAUGGGCACCAAAUACAGUACAAUGGUUUAUAACAUUUUUAGCGGCAGCAAGAGCUAAUUUAGUAAUAGCAUGUAUUAAUCCAGCACUUCAAGCUAACGAAAUUAAAUAUUCAUUGAAUAAAGCUAAAUGUAAAGUUGUUUUAGCACAAGAUGAAUAUAAAACACAAAAAUAUUAUGAUAUAUUAAAAAAUAUAAUACCAGAAUUAGAAACACAUAACAGUACAAAAGAAUUAAAUUCAAAAAAUUUACCUCAUCUAAAAUCAGUUAUUAUUGAUACAAAUAAAGAAUUGAAUGGAAUAAUUAAAUUUAACGAUUUAUUAAAAGAUCCUAUUGAUGAAGAUAUACAAAAUAUUAAAAAAAUAUCCAAUAUGGCUGAACCAGAUAGUCCUUUAAAUAUUCAGUUUACAUCGGGAACAACUGGUCAACCUAAAGCAGCUCUUUUAACAAAUUUUAAUUUUGUUAAUUCAGCUUUAAUUUAUGGAAAAAGAAUUGGUAUUGCAGAUAAUACCAAAUAUCAUCAUCGUUUAUUAUUAUUGGCACCAUUAUUUCAUGCUUUCGGAUUAACAAAUUUUAUGGGAAGUGUAAUGUAUGGGGCGACUUUAGUAAUUCCAUCUCCUACAUAUAAUCCUGUAGAAUCUAUUAGAAUGAUUGAAAAAGAAAAAUGUACAACAUUUUUAGGAACUCCAACAAUGUUAAUUGAUGGGCUAGUUGCAAAAAAUCAACAUAAUUUUGAUACAAGUACCUUAAAAACUGUAGCUACUGGUGGUUCAACAUGCACUCCACAAUUAUAUAAAGAUAUUAAAUCUGUUUUUAAUUUAGAACAUUUAAAUAUCGUAUACGGUUUAAGUGAAGCUACAGCAGCAGAUUUUGCAUCAUAUGGUGGUGAAGAUGAAACCCUAUUAGAAAAUACUGUUGGAAAAAUUUAUGAUCAUUUGGAAGCUAAGGUAAUUAAUGAAGAUGGAAAAACAGUUAAUUUCGGAGAAUCAGGUGAAUUAUGUAUGAGAGGUUUUGCUAUCAUGAAAGAAUAUUUUGAUGAUGAAAUAAAAACCAAAGAAAUUAUUUCAAAUGAUGGUUGGCUAAAAACUGGUGAUCAAUUUAUAUUGUACGAUAACGGUUAUGGUACUAUAGUGGGUCGUAAGAAAGAUAUGAUUAUAAGAGGUGGUGAAAAUAUUUAUCCAAAAGAAAUCGAAGAUUUUAUGGAUACACAUCCAAAUGUCUUAGAAUCACAGGUUGUUGGAGUAUCUGACAAGCGAUUAGGUGAAGAAAUUUGUCUCUUUUUACGAAUGAAACCUGAUUGUCCAAAUUUAACAAUUGAUGAUGUCCGGGAGUUUUGUAAAGGAAAUAUUGCCCAUUUUAAAAUUCCAAAAUAUCUAAAAAUAUUAAAAGAAUUUCCAAAAACAACCUCAGGAAAAAUUCAAAAAUUCAAACUGAAAGAAAUGACAAAGGAAUGGGAAAAAUAAUUUUAAGAAUUAAGUAUAAUUAUAUUGUAACAUUGUAAUGUGACCCUGUAAAAUUUACUAUAAUUAUUAUUAUUGCAAAAAUAAAUUUAUUAUUGUAUUUCAUUUUGAUAAAUAAAAAAAAAAAUAAUAUUUUAAGGUAAA